AUGUCUCAUUCCGGAGCUACUGUCAACGCCGAGUGCAUAACGGCCUACAACGAGCUCAAGCUCAACAAGAAGUACAAAUACGUCAUCUUCAAGCUUACCGACGACAACAAGGAGAUUGUCGUCGAAAGCACCAGCGAGGAUGGCCCCGAAUAUGAGGACUUCCGCAAGAAGCUGAUCAACGCGACCACCAAGAGCAAGACUGGCGCCAUCGGCAAGGGGCCCCGCUAUGCCGUCUACGACGUCCAGUACGAGCUCGCCUCGGGCGAGGGCACUCGCAACAAGAUCACCUUCCUGUCGUGGUCGCCCGAUGAUGCCGGCAUCAUGGCUAAGAUGGUCUACGCCUCGUCCAAGGACGCGCUGAAGCGCGCGCUGCCCGGUCUGGCGGCUGAAGUGCAGGCCAACGACCCCGACGACAUCGAGUACGAGUCGCUGCUCAAGACGGUCAGCAAGGGCACUGCCGCGAUAUAA
Thermochaetoides thermophila DSM 1495 is the source of this 468-nucleotide messenger RNA. RefSeq lists its product as uncharacterized. The coding region runs from base 1 to 468 and encodes 155 amino acids. Gene Ontology annotation, biological process: actin filament depolymerization; cell motility; actin filament severing. Gene Ontology annotation, cellular component: actin cytoskeleton; actin cortical patch; cytoplasm. The transcript has 6 exons. The record is from RefSeq and is a predicted model, not a curated record. Lineage: Eukaryota; Fungi; Ascomycota; Sordariomycetes; Sordariales; Chaetomiaceae. Gene Ontology annotation, molecular function: actin filament binding.